This is a messenger RNA of Microthlaspi erraticum, 1617 nucleotides long. Lineage: Eukaryota; Viridiplantae; Streptophyta; Magnoliopsida; Brassicales; Brassicaceae. The record is from the annotation of a GenBank genome assembly.
AUGGAGGUCAUAGCAGAGGAUAACAAUCGCAUUGAGAAGGUCAUGCCUCCUGAUGAGCAGGAGAUCGAUGUUGAGUUGGAGGCUAAAGAACAGAAAUAUCGUAGAGGAAAAGGUGCUGAUCUUGAGAAAGUGAAAGAUAAGAAACAGAAGACUCAACUUGCUAAACGAGAACAGUUAUUUGAGAAAUCUGCAAAAUCUGCUGCUAAAAUCGAGAAGUGGCUCUUGCCGGCUGAGUCAGGAUACUUGGAGACUGAAGGUCUAGAGAAGACAUGGAGGAUCAAGCAGACAGAUAUUGCCAACGAAGUAGAUAUCUUAAGCUCAAGAAACCAAUAUGACAUAGUGCUCCCAGAUUUGGGCCCUUACAGACUCGAUUUUACUGCAAGUGGUCGGCAUAUGCUAGCUGGUGGUCGAAAAGGCCACCUUGCUCUCGUAGACAUGAUGAAUAUGAGCUUAGUUAGAGAGAUCCAGGUAAGAGAAACAGUACGUGAUGUUGCAUUCCUGCACAAUGACCAAUUCUUUGCAGCUGCACAGAAGAAAUAUGCUUAUAUUUAUUCGAGAGAUGGAGCUGAACUGCAUUGCUUGAAGGAACGCGGUAAAGUGGACAGGCUUCGGUUCCUUAAAAACCAUUUCUUGCUUGCAUCAGUGAACGAACUUGGGCAGUUGCAUUAUCAAGAUGUAACCCAUGGUGGCAUGGUUGCUAGCUUCCGAACUGGUAAAGGCCGGUCUAAGGUAAUGGAAGUGAAUCCUUACAAUGGUGUUGUUGCCUUGGGACAUUCUUUUGGAACAGUCACAAUGUGGAAACCUACGAGCCAAGCACCUCUAGUCCAGAUGCAGUGUCACCCUGGACCGCUCUCCUCCGUUGCGUUUCAUCCCAACGGCCAUCUCAUGGCUACGUCGAGCAAUGAGCGCAAGAUCAAGAUUUGGGAUUUGCGUAAGUUCGAGGUGGUUCAGACUAUUUAUAAAUUCCAUGCGACAACGAUGAGUUUCAGCCAGAAAGGUUUGCUAGCAGCUGGGACUGGAUCGUAUGUUGAGAUUUUGGGAGAUUCCACUAGUGGCUCUUCACAUAACUAUAGUAGAUACAUGAACCACUCGAUGGUGAAAGGUUAUAAGGUCGAGAAGGUUAUGUUCAGACCGUACGAGGAUGUUCUCGGGAUUGGUCACUCGAUGGGUUGGUCUAGCAUUCUCAUCCCCGGGGCUGGAGAGCCUAACUUCGAUUCUUGGGUGGCGAAUCCGUUUGAGACGUCGAAGCAGAGGCGUGAGAAGGAGAUUCAUUCGCUUCUUGAUAAACUUCCGCCUGAGACGAUCAUGCUCGAUCCUUCAAAGAUUGGUGCGAUGAGACCCGCGAGGAGGAAAGAGAAGCCAACGACGGGAGAGAUUGAAGCUGAGAAGGAGGUGGCGAUAGAAGAAGCAAAGAGCACUGAGCUGAAGAACAAGACGAAAGGAAGGAAUAAGCCGAGCAAGCGGACCAAGAAGAAGAAGGAGAUGGUGGAGAAUGCGAAGCGGACAUUCCCGGAGCAAGACAACAAUAGCGCUCUUAAGAAGAGAAGAAUCGGUGAAGGUGAAGAUGCUGCGGCAGAGCUACCAUCGAGUUUGAAAAGGUUUGUUCGAAAAAACUAG